This is a messenger RNA of Phragmites australis (common reed), 1365 nucleotides long. RefSeq names its product transcription factor DIVARICATA-like. The transcript has 3 exons. NCBI's taxonomy places the organism in Eukaryota, Viridiplantae, Streptophyta, Magnoliopsida, Poales, Poaceae. The record is from RefSeq and is a predicted model, not a curated record. Gene Ontology annotation, molecular function: DNA binding. The coding region runs from base 317 to 1150 and encodes 277 amino acids.
GCGGCCUAGCUAGCCAUACGGCUACACGGGUACACGAGCAGUACUAUAUAUUGUUCAAAAGUCGGCCACAAGCUCCUAGCCACGGCCCAAUCACUGGCUGCCACUCUCAAGAACCUGCCUCCCUCUGGAUUGCUCUCUUUUCUAGUGCUCAGGGAAAGCUUGCUGGAGAGAGGAACGGAAAAGAAUCCUCACAGAAGCUGAGCAAGAACCGAGGCAGUUCGCUUUUGUCCUCGUGCCAAGAAGUAGGCUGCCUCGAGAGAUCAACAAGAGUGAUUUGAGCUGAGCUGAGACAAGAAGAACGACAAGUGAACCGAAGAUGGUGCGGGAGGCGUAUAUGGACGUGCUACCGCCGAUGGACCACUAUGCCUCGCGGGGCAACUGGUUCCUGGCGGCGCCGCGCAGCUGGUCGCCGGAGGAGAACAAGCAGUUCGAGCGGGCGCUCGCCGGGCUCGACCUGCGCUGCCCGGACUGGGAGAAGGUGGCGCGGGCCAUCCCCGGCAGGACGGUUGGCGAGGUUGUCAGCCACUUCAGGAACCUCGAGGUCGACGUCCAGCAGAUCGAGUCCGGCAUGGUGCCCUAUCAGGUCUAUGGCGGCGGCGGCGCCAACUCGUUCACCCUGCAGUGCGACGGCAGUGGCAGCCACGGCGCCGAGGGCUUCAGACACGGGUACCGGUUCGGCGCACCUUGCGGGAAACGGCACCCUGGCCGCACACCGGAGCAGGAGAGGAAGAAGGGCGUGCCAUGGACCGAGGAGGAGCACAAGUUGUUCCUCUUAGGCCUGAAGAAGCAUGGCAAGGGGGAUUGGAGGAACAUAUCGCGCAACUUCGUGCAGACGAGGACGCCUACGCAGGUGGCCAGCCACGCGCAGAAGUACUACAUCAGGCUCAAUUCUGGUGGCAAGGACAAGAGGAGAUCGAGCAUUCACGACAUCACCACAGUUAACCUCACGGAUGACCGGCCACUUUCGCCAUCGCAGUCCUGUUUGGUCAGCAACCAGUCCAACGCAAAGCAACACGGCGCUGCGAAUUUGCCCUUCAAUUCGCCAAGCCGGCCUCCUGGGAUGACUUACGGGAUGGGUUUGCAAGAUCAAGGUCUGCAGUGUGGUCCUCUACAUGAUCAGUUGGUUGGCAACCAGAGCAUGCUGUUUUAGAUGCAAUCCACUUUGCACCAUGGAUAAGAUGUCUAGUGUAUAAUACGGUCUUACUGUAGCUUCAGUACCUGUAUGGAAGUAAUUAGUCAUGGGAAUGUUUUGGAGCAUAACAGAAAAGGAUCUUUGUGGCGUGGUGGUCCAUAAUUGUUGUUGAUACCGAGAAUGUAACGAAAAGAACGUCAAGAAUUUGAUGCCUUGGUAUUUUCAGACGGUUA